AUCUUACUAAAUUAUAGACGCGAGUUAAAGAUUAAACAAGCAAGUCGGAUUUUGAAAAUCGCUUAUACUUAAAUAUUUAGUGCAAUAAUUCAUUUUGAUUUUUUUAUCAUAUGUUCGGACACGAAUCGAGAAAAUAUGGAGUCAUCAAAGUAAAAAAUUAUGCAACUACCCUGUAGAGGAUUUUAAAUUGCGUAUAAAAGGCGACAAAAUAAUAUUUGGGCCCGAAUUUUCUGUUCGUUGAAAUGGCUUGGUAUAUCGGUCUGAUGUCUUUUGUCGCAUAUCUCAGCAUACAGCGCGGACAAGCAAAACAAGUUACAGAGACCUUCAGCGAGAACCGAGGCCCCAAACUCGAGCUUUCCUCCGACCGCACGGAGGCGUGGCGCUACGAGGGCGGCUGCUGGGCGGUCGGGCUGGGGGCCGAGAGGCUCUCCCCGGGGGAGAGGCUCACCUUCAACAUCACCGAGCGCGAGUGCUGCUGGCUGGCCAGUUUGAAUGUUGGCAUCAUAUACCGGGACCCUGACAACAUUCCGCAGGGGGAUUUGGUCAUCUGCGACGAAAACGUCACCAACGCCCUUAAUGAUACCAAGAAAUUCCUUGAAGCAAACAGCGUAGACCCAGAUGAGACGCUGCAUGAUGCGCUGCUUGCAAAGGUGUUCAUCUUCGAGCAAUUCUACUCGCCUGAGAACAUCUACACGUUCUGGAUAGAUGACGCUGGUGUCGCCUAUCUCACACCCAACGUCACGGAAAACGACGUUGUUUUUGACGGCGUUGACGUCAAGAAGCCUUUCUGGCCAAUUUUCAACAUCUUCGGUGAUACAAAGGCUAUUAAACUGAUGGGAAAAACGAUUGGCGACGCAAUUGUGUAUUAAAUUCAUUACAGUUGUUUACACAAUUUGUACAAUUUUGUUUAUAUGUGUGUCUUAGUGGCGUGACUGCUCGGUCACUCUAUGUGUGUUUUUCUUAGAUCAUAUUUAUAAUGAUUUUAUAAUGUUCAUGCAAUUAAAUAAAACGUACUUAGAAUUAAUUAAAGCAUGUUAUAUCUCA
Messenger RNA from Dreissena polymorpha, 1044 nucleotides. RefSeq names its product E3 ubiquitin-protein ligase NEURL1-like. The transcript has 5 exons. Gene Ontology annotation, molecular function: ubiquitin protein ligase activity. The coding region runs from base 243 to 869 and encodes 208 amino acids. Lineage: Eukaryota; Metazoa; Mollusca; Bivalvia; Myida; Dreissenidae. The record is from RefSeq and is a predicted model, not a curated record.